Messenger RNA from Naegleria fowleri, 975 nucleotides. RefSeq lists its product as uncharacterized. NCBI's taxonomy places the organism in Eukaryota, Heterolobosea, Eutetramitea, Acrasida, Naegleriidae. The transcript has a single exon. The record is from RefSeq and is a predicted model, not a curated record. The coding region runs from base 1 to 975 and encodes 324 amino acids.
AUGUUGCCUUCCUCACCUCUCCAUGUUGCAACAACAUCAACCUCUCGUAGUGGAGGAGGAGUAUCAGAGAACAUCACUCAUCAUCAUCAACCAAUAAUUCGAAACACCACUACCGAUCCAAUCAAUCAUUUUUCGGAACUCAACUCUGUGUCCAUCAAUCAUCACCAUUCCAUCAAUAAUAAUAUUAUCAACAACAACAACAACACCACCACCACCACCACUGGAGUUCUUCAACCUACAACAACCAUAAACACCAAAAAAGUGCAUCACAAUGAUCAUUCCUCUGGAAUUACAGCAUCUUUUGGAAAUCGUGAUUCGGAAAAAAGAGUAAAAAAAGAAGAACCUACAAUAACCACAUCAAUGGUCAUUUCAGAGGAAGAGAAAAUAGAUGGUCAACCUUCCAUUCCACAACAAGUUGCUCAUGCAGUGGUGACAUCCAUUGUGAAUUCGAAUACUGUCACAUCGAAUCGAACCAUUCAUAAUUUUAAGAAUUCUGUAAUUUUAAAAGUUAUUGAUAUUGAAUCUGAAUUGAUUUCAUUUUCGGAUCGAGUAGUAUUUGGAAAGAGAUCAAAUGAAAAUUUAGAAGAAGAAAUUACCUAUGAAUAUUUGAAAGACUAUUAUUAUCAAAAUGACAAUCCCAUUGACUCGUUCGAGAAGGGAACUAAGAACUUCUUUUCACCUUCAUUUUCAUUCUCAUUUAAGGAAGAUCAGAGAGCUAGAAUGUUAUUUUUCUUUUCCAUGUUAACAAGCUUUAUUCUAUGCAUCAUUCCAGGAUUAAUGGUUGUUUCUUUUUUACCUUGUUGCAUCUUUUAUUGGUGCUCGGACAUGAUCAAGUACAAGUCACGAAGAGCGAGAGCCUAUGCCACAGUGUUAUUUUACUCGUCGGUGUGUUUGUCACUUUGUUGCUUUCUCAUCUUUGUGAUUAUUAUUCCAUGUGCUUUAUUGGCUGAAUUUGGAGUACCAAAAAAGAGUUGA